Messenger RNA from Arabidopsis thaliana (thale cress), 2043 nucleotides. RefSeq names its product AGAMOUS-like 65 (gene AGL65). The coding region runs from base 516 to 1757 and encodes 413 amino acids. Gene Ontology annotation, biological process: positive regulation of transcription by RNA polymerase II; regulation of pollen tube growth; pollen maturation. Gene Ontology annotation, molecular function: cis-regulatory region sequence-specific DNA binding; DNA binding; protein dimerization activity. The record is from RefSeq and is marked reviewed. The transcript is spliced from 11 exons. NCBI's taxonomy places the organism in Eukaryota, Viridiplantae, Streptophyta, Magnoliopsida, Brassicales, Brassicaceae. Gene Ontology annotation, cellular component: nucleus.
CAGAAGCACACAAUUCCGUUGGUCGACGUCUUAAGUUUCCCAGCGAAAUAAAAGGUUGUCCCUUCGUCUGCUUCUGUGAGCUUUCUCUCUGUUCCACCAUUAAUCUUUCCCCUUUUUCUCUUAUUCAAACUUUUCUUCCUCCUUCUUCUUCCUCGGGACAAAUCUUUUUGGUGCCUUUUUUUCUUUCUUUCCUCCUCCAUGAUCUUUCUCUUCUUUGUGACUUUCGCCUCCUCUGUGCUCAUUUUCAUGAAUUCUUCUCUUGUUUCGACGCAAACACCCAUUUUUGUUUCCUCUGUUUCUGCUGCGAAAGACCCCUUUUUAAAAAAAAAACAUCUUCCGUUACAGUGAAUUUUGUUGUCUAGAGAUAGACUCUGUGUCCGAAUUUAGACGUCCCCCAUCUUCAAAGAUUGGUGCUCUUCUUCUUCUUUUAAAACAAGUUUCAUCAUUUUCUCAAUAGGGAGAAAUAUACAAUCAAUUCCUUCCAAUAAGUAGAAUUUUAUCAGGUGAUUGAAGGGAUGGGAAGGGUUAAGUUGAAGAUUAAAAGACUUGAGAGCACAAGCAACAGGCAAGUUACAUACACGAAGAGAAAAAAUGGGAUUUUGAAGAAAGCCAAAGAGUUAUCGAUUUUGUGUGAUAUUGAUAUUGUCCUUCUUAUGUUUUCCCCUACCGGAAGAGCUACUGCUUUCCAUGGAGAACACAGUUGCAUUGAAGAGGUUAUUUCCAAGUUUGCGCAAUUAACUCCACAAGAAAGGACAAAAAGGAAACUGGAGAGCCUUGAAGCAUUGAAGAAAACUUUUAAGAAACUGGAUCAUGAUGUAAAUAUACAUGACUUUUUAGGAGCAAGGAAUCAAACUAUUGAGGUAUGGAUCGACCAUCUUCGGUUCAUGAAUUUUCUUGGAUACUUUUUAAUCUCUUUGAGUCAAAUUGCUAAAGUCUGUGUUAACAUUACCACACGACAGGGUCUAAGUAACCAAGUAGCCAUUUACCAAGCUCAGCUAAUGGAGUGUCAUAGGAGGUUGAGUUGUUGGACGAACAUCGAUAGAAUAGAAAACACUGAGCACCUCGAUUUAUUGGAAGAAUCAUUGAGGAAAUCCAUUGAAAGAAUCCAGAUUCACAAGGAACAUUACAGAAAGAACCAACUCUUGCCAAUAGAAUGUGCAACAACACAGUUUCACAGCGGGAUACAGUUGCCUAUGGCGAUGGGAGGUAAUAGUAGUAUGCAAGAAGCUCACUCCAUGUCUUGGCUUCCUGAUAAUGAUCACCAGCAAACAAUCUUACCUGGUGAUUCCAGUUUUCUUCCCCAUAGAGAGAUGGAUGGUUCGAUUCCCGUUUACUCAAGCUGCUUCUUUGAGUCUACGAAACCAGAAGAUCAGAUAUGCAGCAACCCGGGACAACAGUUUGAGCAGUUAGAACAACAAGGAAACGGUUGUUUGGGGUUACAACAACUUGGAGAGGAAUAUUCAUAUCCUACACCGUUUGGUACUACUUUGGGAAUGGAAGAAGAUCAAGAGAAAAAGAUAAAAUCUGAAAUGGAAUUGAACAACUUGCAACAACAGCAACAGCAACAACAACAACAACAACAACAAGAUCCUUCAAUGUAUGAUCCCAUGGCUAAUAAUAAUGGUGGCUGCUUUCAGAUUCCUCAUGAUCAGUCCAUGUUUGUCAAUGAUCAUCAUCAUCAUCAUCACCACCAUCAUCAAAAUUGGGUUCCAGAUUCAAUGUUUGGUCAGACUUCUUACAACCAGCAACCGAACUAACUCAAGACAUGGCUCAUGUAUGUAUGAUGACUGGACUUAUGUCUGACCAAGGACUAGUUUGAGCCAUUGCCUACAAUGUCUAAGAUAAAUAUAUAUAUGUAGACAGCGAGAGAGUGUGUGUACAUGUUUUUGUAUGUGUGAGCUUGUGUCAUAUACUCAGGGGAGUUUUAGGCAUUUGUGUAUAAGAGAUGUUGUCUAGGAACCGUAUAUUACCUUUAACAAGAAUGAUAAGUAUAUCAAUAUAUUAAUGUUUUUAUAGGUGUUGGCCAAUAUAUUGUUUGAGACC